AUGGGCUUUGUCAAGAGGACAUUCAAAGACUCACAUGCAGCCCUAGUGGAGAAGCUCGUGGAGAAGGCACAUCUUCUAGAGUCGAACUUCGCGAACGAAAGGUUACGAGCACUACGAAACGUCGAACCAGGAGAGCGCAUGGCCAUUGGCGACAUCUUCAUCGCUCCACCGCCAGAUUACCUCUCACCGCCAGCGCCCGACUUCAGUGCAUGGGGUUACCGCUCACCUCGUCCUCAAAGUCCAUACGCGCCGUCGCCAUCGCCGCGCUUUGAGCUUCAGUCUGCGCCCACACCAACUUCAAUUCACCGAACCAAUACACUAUCGCCGCGCUACUCUCCACGCGCGCAUUCGCAACACUCGCGAAGUCAUAGCGACCCCAUAACAUCACCGGGCUUCUCUUCAUCUUCCACUCUCGUCUCUGAGAGCGACCGACCGGCCACACCACCAAAGAACGAUACACCGAAAUCUGCCAGCUUCAGUCAGCCGUCAUCCUCAGCGCCCGAACCAAGUCUGUAUCUUCUCCCCGCGACAACCUACGGGGGCGGUGUAUCACAAAAUCCGAUCACGUCGAACGCAGGCGGAGGGCACGUACGCAAGGAAAGCAACGUCUCCCUCAUCCCUCCGCGCAUCUCAUACACGCCCGAAGAGCGACCAAUCUCAUUUACAUUUACCAACGAAUCCCCUUUCGACACGCGCUCACACUCAGAAUCAAGCCUGGGCCCGAACCACAACCUCCUCGACGAGAUCGACGACGCAAUCGACCAGGUCUUUCUAUACACGCUCCCCAGCCACUCCUCACCAGGUAACAAUUCCCCUGUUGUUAGGAAACUUCACACUUCCACAAAGGACUCCCUCGCCGUGCCCGCAUGGGACAGGCGCGACACGCUGGCCGCAAUCGAAUACGACUUCUCGCGCAGCAACAGCGUAACCACACUCCCCGCAGCGAAAUUCAGCGCCGGCGAAACACUCCCUGCAACGAUAUAUGAGGGCGAUGUAGCGAAAACCACCCUUCCAGCGACCACAUACGAAGCCGACCUGGCGAAAACCACGCUCCAGUCAACAAAGUACGACGCAGAUGUCGCCAAAACGACGCUGUCUGCAGCCAAAUACGAGCCGCCGAAACUCACGCUGCCGAGCACCAAGUACGAGCCGGAGCGCAAGAAGUCGACGACUACGACGACGACGACGUCGACGACGGUCACGCUGCCGAGUACGACGUAUAAGCCUGAGCGCGCGCGCAAGGACUCGGCGGUGCCGUGGCAUGAGAAGGAAUUGCCGCCUGUGCCUGUUGACGGAUGA
Parastagonospora nodorum SN15 is the source of this 1299-nucleotide messenger RNA. RefSeq lists its product as hypothetical. Lineage: Eukaryota; Fungi; Ascomycota; Dothideomycetes; Pleosporales; Phaeosphaeriaceae. The coding region runs from base 1 to 1299 and encodes 432 amino acids. The record is from RefSeq and is a predicted model, not a curated record. The transcript has a single exon.